Magallana angulata is the source of this 3835-nucleotide messenger RNA. RefSeq lists its product as uncharacterized. The record is from RefSeq and is a predicted model, not a curated record. Bases 624 to 3287 code for a protein of 887 amino acids. The transcript has 18 exons. Lineage: Eukaryota; Metazoa; Mollusca; Bivalvia; Ostreida; Ostreidae.
ACGUCUAUGUAUAUAUAUGUGUUGUCAGUCAUUCGUUUGAAUUCAAUCAGCAAUAUUAAGGUACAAAUUAGUGUUGGUCCCGGAGGGGUAUGGACCAUUUAUAAAAACACCACACGUGUAUACAAAUGUAUAUAUACUUGGAUUCUCGGUUUGAUCACUCCGGGUUGCUAAUUGGUCUCGGAUUAAUAUGGACCCAUUCGAUGUGAACGCAAUCGGGAUUUGCACGUUUAUUGCAGAUUAACGUUGGGGUAACAUUAAUUCUUUAGUUGGCGGAUUAAGGAGGUUUAACUACUGACGAAUUUUCAUCUGUACAUGCAUCUGUCGACUGUUCGACCGGACUGUUAACUCUUCUCGGUAAAAUCCAGUACCAUGUGAUCUUUUCCAAGGGUUCACUGCAAAACAGAUUUUUUUUCUGCUUAUCAAGAGACGAGUACCUUAAGUAUGAAGUACUGAUAGUGGUACUCUUGGACUGUGUAGUUUUGUGUGUGAAAAAUGUCCAUUUAUGUUGUACUAUCUCGCACUCGGAAAUAAGCCAAACUUGGAUGUAAUGUUAACAGAAUUCUUUGAGAGGGCUGAACGGACGAAUAUUUAGCGCGUGUUAUUAAGGCUGAACUGAAAUCACAAUGAAAGACCAUAAUCCCGUUUCCGACGAAAAGUUGGCAAGAAUUCGGAAAAAUGCUAGGGUUGUGUCCCCUUGGAAAAGAAAGCCUUUGAUGAAUACUGUGAAAUCUGACCCAGGAAAUAUGCUGUAUAAAGAGAGAGGAAUAGAUGAAAGUUCAGAGGAAACAAUGUCUUUAAACCGAUCCACAACAUUUUAUGAAUUCGACAAGCAGAUGACGUCAACAGACCCCCAACGAAGUCAGCAUCACAAUUUCCUCCGGCGCAUGUCGUCUUUUAAUCUUACCAAAUCGAAUACGAUGCCAGAACUCUUUGACUCCGUCAAACUUAAGGAUAUACACGAAGAAACUAUGUUUCGCCGGAAUUAUCGUGAAAAUCUAGUCAAGAGACGUCUCCAUACGACGUCAAAUGUGACCGUACAACCGUUACAAAACGGUCGAAUCAAAGUGAACGAACUCUUCAUGCAAAACCCCAGUAUUCUGGAACAUAUAAAUUCAAAGGUGACAGAUGAAGAAAAGAAGUUGGUUGCGGAUUCUCGACGGAAGAGCAUAGAGGAAUCUGGUCUCUGGCAGUUGGCAUCAGCACAGAUGUUUAACCUAAAGGCCCAGAGGACCCACAAUUUCGAAGACCAUGCAAUGGCUAUAUUCGCAAGAAAGGUCGCCAUUAACAAAAUGAGGCAAAGAAUAGAGAAAAAGCUAGAUUUACCCACAGACCAUUUCUCCAGAAUUGCUAUGUUGCGCAGCAAUGUUCAACAUAUCGAGAGACGCUUCCGGAAUAUAGUUCAGGGAUCCUCCUCCGAUAAUGCUGGAUCCACCCAUAUCCACGCCCUCCAGCGGUUCGAUGUGGAAGACGACCAAAACAGAGACCCCAAAUUCAUGAAGCCAGGGGAAGCACUGCAAUUUUUUCGGCGAUACGCUAGAAUUGUCCUUAUUAUUCUCAAAUGGAUCGAGCUUAUUAUGGAUUCAAGCGAGGGAAAUAAACUGGAGAGAGAACUGAAGUCUUUCGUGGAUAUAGCGAACGAGGUCUCGUGUGAGAACGUGUCCAGAUCUAUGGACGAGUACGGACUAUCAUUUGACAAAAAUUACUUUGUUGCGAAAAAGGAGAUAUCACUCACACAAGACCACAGAAAAACUUUAACAACACGCUGGAAUUUUCGAACUCCUGAAAUGAUCAAACAGGUGAUGCAUGGACUCCAGGCUUUGAGGUCACUCUCAGAGUACCCACUGGGGACCCAGGAAAAACUCUGCCAAGUCGCCUGGUACCAAACUCUCGGUCCAAAGAAAGCAAUAGUUCGUCAAGGUCACGACGCAGAAUCGUUUUAUUUUAUACUGGCUGGAACUGCGUUUGUCAAAAAGAUGAUGACAGAUCCCAAAACAGGUGAAACACGUCUUAAUACCGUAGCUCGUCUGACAAGAGGAAUGAGCUUUGGCUAUUCGUGGGAAGACGGGGAAAUCGGUCUCAUAUUCAAUACUAAGAGGACAGCUACAGUAGAAAGUGCUACAUCGAUGGAGUUAUUAGUAAUUGGAAAAGAAGAUUUCAAUAGGAUCUUUAUGAACGAUAAUGAUGAAGAGGAAUCAGAGCAUGUUAAGUUUCUAAGGCAAGUACCAAUUAUGCAAAACUGGCCUAUUGAUUGCCUUAGAGACGAGCCGGGAACGUGUAUUCUUCAUUAUUUUAAACGGGGUUCCUUAGUCACUGAAGACGGAAAGAAAAGCGAAUGGUUAUACUUUAUUAAAUCGGGUUCUUGUGAAGUGCUAAAAAAGCUGAGAAACGUCAAAGCGAGGAAAUCUUGUCAAAUUAAAAGAAAGCCAGACCCAAUCACUGAAAUAGUGCUACCGGAACUUGGAGGGGGACCAGAGUGUAAGGUUGACACGGGGCAAAGACGGAGGAAGCACAAAAUCUACAUGAACACAGACGUAUUUCAGGAUAUGGCCAAUUAUUAUGAGGCUCUCAGAAGGAAAUUAGCUAAGGAGGAGUUUAACAAAAACAACGAAGACGAUGUCCAUCUUCCUCCCCUCCCCUCAAACCCACACAGCAACCUGGUGUCUGUUCCGGAAGCGGAAGUAGAGAAAGAAAACGAGCUUCAAAAUGAUAAAAAUAAAGACAUUGUCGUUAUGAAUGGACCCACUGAAGAAAAAAUAAUCUGCAUACCCAAAGUGGGUUGCAGAGACCCGUUCUCAAGUGUCUCUGAAAGUAAAUUUAUGACGGGGCCGAACUCUCGAUACCACGCCCAUUUUAUCAUGCCGACAUCUGCUAUGUUGAAAAAAGACGAACCUCCAAAACAGAGAGUGGGUUCUGAGGAGGAAGACAUUACGAAGAACGACUCUGUGUUUGUGAAGCUGGCUCUUCUGCAGAGCAAAGACGUGUUUGGUUUGGAUACUUUGACAGGAUGGGGCAGUGAAGACCUGGACGACAUGCUCAACGAAUCUCCCACCACGUGCCUUGUCAGCAAAGGAGCCGAAGUCGUCAUGCUUUCGAAGAAAGUGUUCCUUAAAUACAUCAAUGAAACUGUACGCAAUAAUUUGCGCGAAUCUAUUCGUGCUUAUCCACGUGAACAGAAACUCCAAGAAAACUUUCAAAACAAACUGGACUGGGAAGACUACAAGAGCUCUCUGGUUGAUACAGUGUUAUACUCGCCUUGUGGAAGUUUCCAGUCUCCCAUACCUAUAUAACAGUCGUGGAAAAAUCUACGUGUUUUAAAAUUUAUAAGACAGACUGUUACAUAUUUCAGUCUCCAUACCUAUAUAAAAGAACUUUCUGGAAGAAUCUUCAUGUUUUUAAGACGAAUAAGACUUGUUUCAUAAUUUAUUCCACAACAAAAUGAAAUUCGUACAAGGAGUAAAUCCUCAAAUGAUGCGUACAAGUAAUAUUCAAUGUAGAAGGGCGUGUGUGUUUUUGGAACAAACAAUGUACAGCCACUCCUUCGUCUGAUAACAACAAUACAGAAAUUUUUGAUUACAUUUUAUUGAAAAAGAGUUGUAUAAUAUCAAAUCAACUGUUGCUUAUGAAAACUUGGACUGACAUUGUGUUUAAUUUAAAUUUCAAUACCAAUAUGGAAUGUUUCUUUACAUAAAUAAUGGACAAUUCUGAUUGGUACUGCCAGAACGUACAUUGUAUACAUCUAUGACUGGAAGGAGUAAGAAUCACGGUUAAGUAGCUAAUUCAUAUGUAUUCAUAAAAUGUGUUGAUGUAUUUUAAUAAAAUGUUAUUUUUUUUUAAA